Molecule: messenger RNA, 321 nt
Organism: Lipotes vexillifer (Yangtze River dolphin)
Lineage: Eukaryota; Metazoa; Chordata; Mammalia; Artiodactyla; Lipotidae
Gene: COX16
Product: cytochrome c oxidase assembly factor COX16
Exons: 4
Coding region: 1-321 (106 amino acids)
Biological process (GO): mitochondrial respiratory chain complex IV assembly
Cellular component (GO): mitochondrial inner membrane
Source: RefSeq, a predicted model, not a curated record
AUGUUCGCUCACGCGGUGAUGCGCGCCCUGCGCAAGAAUAAGACCCUUCGCUACGGAGUUCCCAUGUUGUUGCUGAUUGUUGGAGGUUCUUUUGGUCUUCGUGAGUUUUCACAAAUCCGUUAUGAUGCUGUAAAGAUUAAAAUUGAUCCUGAGUUAGAAAAAAAACUGAAAAUGAAUAAAGUGUCAUUGGAGUCAGAGUAUGAGAAAAUAAAGGACUCCACUUUUGAGGACUGGAAGAAUAUUCGAGGACCCAGGCCUUGGGAAGAUCCUGACCUCCUCCAAGGACAAAAUCCAGAAAUCCGUAACACUAAGACAACUUGA